AUGAGGGAAAUAAUUAACCUUCAAGUAGGACAGUGUGGCAAUCAAAUCGGGUCAAAGUUUUGGGAAGUGAUAACUGAUGAACAUGGUCUAGAUUACAAUGGCAUCUAUAAGGGGCAGAAUGAAAUAAUGGCUGAGAGGUUGAACGUUUAUUUCAACGAAGGGACAGGUUCCCGAUACUACCCACGCUCAAUCCUCGUUGACACGGAGCCAGGAACGAUAGACACGAUAAGAGCAUCAGCCCUUGGAAAUAUGUUCAAACCUGAAAAUUUGGUUUUCGGUCGCCAAUUUAAAAUACUAGGUCAGACGGGGGCAAGCAACAACUGGGCCAAAGGUUAUUUUGCCGAGGGGUCGGAGAUUGUAGAAAUCGUGAUGGACGCUUUGAGAAGGGAAGCGGAGAUGACGGAUCUGUUGCAAGGGAUACAGAUGACGCACUCUCUUGGCGGAGGAACAGGAUCAGGUAUGGGAACGCUUUUGUUGAAUAGAGUAAACGAUGAGUACCCGGAUAGAAUUGCUUCCUCCUUCUCCGUACUUCCAUCACCUAAAGUGUCAGACACGGUCGUUGAACCGUACAACUGCGUGAUGGCCUUGUACCACCUGACGGAGAACACGGACGAAACAUUCUGCAUCGACAACGAGGCUCUCUACGACAUCUGCUUCCGAACGUUACGACUUGCAAACCCAACGUACGCCGACCUUAAUCACUUGGUCUCACUGACCAUGAGUGGAGUCACUACAUCUCUCAGGUUUCCUGGCCAGCUAAACUCAGAUCUGCGUAAGCUUGCAGUCAACAUGGUUCCAUUUCCGCGUCUACAUUUCUUUCUUCCAGGAUUCGCGCCGCUAACGAGUAGCGGCAGCCAGAGUUUUCGUUCGAUAAAGAUUGCAAAUCUCGUCCAUCAGAUGUUUGAUGCGAAGAAUUUAAUGGCUGCUUGUGAUCCGAAGCAUGGCAGGUAUCUAACAGUGGCUGCCAUGUUUCGAGGAGUGGCUUCGGCGAAAGAAGUUGACGAGCACAUGUUGAACGUCCAGAGUAAGAACAGUUCAUAUUUCGUUGAGUGGCUACCGAACAACAUCCAAACGUCCCUCUGUGACAUACCACCGAAGGGUCUGAAAACUGCCGCAACUUUUAUCGCCAACAACACCUGCAUACAGGAGUUAUUCAAACGAGUUGUAGACCAGUACUCGAUGAUGCACCGAAGAAAAGCCUUCCUACACUGGUACAUGGCCGAAGGGAUGGAAGAAUCGGAAUUUAUCGAAGCAGAGAUGAGCUUAAACGAUCUAAUAUCCGACUACCAACACUGUCAGGACAGUCCUGCUACAUUUACCGAAUACGAAGAAUCGAUACCCGACGAAGUUCUAACGGAAACUCGAUCCGACUCGGCGUACGAUUCGACCCACGAAUUUUUAAAUGUGAAAAUUUUUAAUGAAAAUUCGCGGACAAGAAAUGCAUUAAACGAGUUAGACAUGCUAUAUUGA
Molecule: messenger RNA, 1470 nt
Organism: Helobdella robusta
Lineage: Eukaryota; Metazoa; Annelida; Clitellata; Rhynchobdellida; Glossiphoniidae
Exons: 8
Coding region: 1-1470 (489 amino acids)
Biological process (GO): microtubule cytoskeleton organization; mitotic cell cycle
Cellular component (GO): cytoplasm; microtubule
Molecular function (GO): structural constituent of cytoskeleton; GTP binding; GTPase activity
Source: RefSeq, a predicted model, not a curated record